Yamadazyma jaroonii is the source of this 11292-nucleotide messenger RNA. The record is from the annotation of a GenBank genome assembly. Lineage: Eukaryota; Fungi; Ascomycota; Pichiomycetes; Serinales; Debaryomycetaceae.
AUGUCAUAUAAAAGUCAACUUGAUACUUUUGUAUCUAGACUUAAUGAUAAUGCCGAUUAUAAAGAGAUUCAUUCGGUUUUAAGUGAACUAUUGGAUAUGAUAGAAACUUUCAAUGGAGCUGCCGAAUAUGAAUAUUUCUUAUCCAAUUUAAUCCCCAUCUUUUUGAAAUACUUAGAUGAUGUUCCAAUAGUAUUCAAUACUCAAUUACCAGAACAAAAGUUAAGAAACUCCAUCUUAGAGAUUCUUCAUAGAUCAUUAUUAAAUGAUACAUUCCAACCAUACAGUGAAAACAUUUUAAGCAAAUUAAUGGAAAUUUUAGUCGAAGAAAAUGAAGAUAAUGGUGUUUUAUGUAUGAAAAUUAUAACCAGCUUACAUAAAGCUUAUAAAGAGAAAUUAAAUGAUAGAGCCCAAGAAUUCAUUGAUAUAAUUUGCCAGAUUUAUGAUAAUAUGCCAGAAACCAUUUCCAUGGUAUUUAAUGCAUCAAAUUCUUCAACUAAUUCUCAACAAGAUGAUACUAGUACAGGUACUAAAGAAAUGUCACCAACUUUCCCUGAAGAUAAUUCAGCUAAAAGUUUGAAUAAAGCUAUGUUCUCAUUUAAAACUUUAGCUGAAAGUCCCAUUACCAUGGUCUCAUUAUAUUCAUCAUAUAAAGAAUUAGUUCAAACAUCAUUAACGGUAUUUUUACCUAAAAUAAUCAAUCUUUUAACCUUAGAAGUUGAACAACAAAGAAUUUAUAGAGAAGAAAUUUUAAGUAAUAAUGACAAUAAUGUGGUAACAUCAAUAUCACCUCAAAUAUCAAAUAGACAAGCAUUUAGUGAUUUUAUUUUAGGUCAAGUUAAAGCUGCUUCAUUCUUAGCUUAUGUAUUUAUUAGAGGUUAUGCUAAUAAUAAUUUGAGUGAAGAACAAGGUAAAGUUGUACCUGAAGUGAUUUUAAGAUUAUUACAAGAUUGUCCAGCAGAAUUAUCAGUAGCUCGUAAAGAAUUAUUACAUGCUACAAGACAUGUAUUAUCAACACCUUUCCGUUCCCAUUUCAUACCAAAAAUUGAAUUGUUAUUUGAUGAGAAGAUCUUAAUAGGUGAGGGAUUAACAGCUUAUGAAACUUUAAGACCUUUAGCUUAUUCCACAGUAGCAGAUUUCAUUCAUAAUGUGAGAAAUGAAUUGACUCCAAAACAAAUUUGGUCAACAGUAUUAAUUUAUUGUGAUUUACUUAAAGACGAUUCUUUAGCUUUAACUGUUCAAAUUAUGAGUGCUAAAUUAUUACUUAAUUUAGUGGAAAGAAUCAUGAAAUUACCAAAUAAACUUGAAGGUCGUCAAUUAUUUAUGAUAAUUAUUGAUUCUUAUGCUAAAAGAUUUGGUAGUUUGAAUAGAAAAUAUGAUCACAUUAUUAGAGUUCAUAAAGACUUUGAAAAGAAAAGAUUAGCCAAAGAAGAUGAAAGUAAGAAAGCUAUUGCCAGAUAUUCAUCAAAGAAUGAUGGUGAUGUUGAAAUGAUUGAUGCCAAAGAGGAAACUAAACUAAUAAGUGAUGAUGAUAUGAUUGAAGACAAAGAUGAAGAGGAUGAAGAAAAUGAAGAUGACGAUGAAAAGAUUAUAGAUAUCUUCAAUAUCGAUCAAGGAUCUCCAGUAAAUUCUAAUCCAUCAACUAUAAAUUCAGACUUGUUGAAAGAUGCUAGAUAUUUAUUCAGAACUUUAAUGACAUUUUUGAAAUCAGUAAUAUUUGGAUUGAAAAAUUGUAAUCCUCCAGUACCUCCACAACCAACACCAGAUUCUAAAAAUGGUGGUCAAACAGUUAACUAUGAUAAAUGGAAUGAAUCAGCUAAAAUCACAUCAUUUGAGGAAGUUAACAUAUUAAGAGAAUUAUUCAAAUCAGGUAUUAGUUGUUUAAGAUUUUUCACUGUUUCCAAACCAAAAGCUACUUUAAGUGCUAAAGCUUUCGAUUUCUCCGGAGGAGGUCCUAAUUUACCUAUAACUUCAUCAAAGGAAGAAAAAGAUUUAAUGGAAAUUUUCGCUACAAUUUUCAUUCAUGUUGAUCCUGCUUCAUUUAAUGAAAUUGUUGGUAAUGAAUUACCAUUUUUAUUUGAUUCUAUGUUAGAGAAUGCUGCAUUAUUACAUUUACCACAAUUCUUCUUGGCUUCAGAUAUAACUUCAGCUAAUUUUUCAGGAUUAUUAAUAUCUUUCUUGAGAUCAAAAUUACCUGAACUUGGUAAAGUGGAUUUAAUUAAAUCCAAUAUUCUCAUUAGAUUAUUUAAGUUAUGUUUCAUGUCGGUGAAUUUAUUCCCUACUACCAACGAAACGGUGAUUUUACCUCAUUUAAACCAUUUAAUCUUGGAAUCUUUGAAAUUAUCUACUACAGCUGAAGAACCUAUCGUGUACUCAUAUUUAGUAAGAAUAUUAUUCCGUAGUAUAAGUGGAGGGAGAUUUGAAAGUUUAUACAAAGAGAUAAUGCCUAUCUUACCAGUAUUAUUAGAAAGUUUAAAUAAAAUGAUUGCUAAUGCUAGAAGACCUUAUGAAAGAGAUAUUUAUGUGGAAUUAUGUUUAACUGUUCCUGUAAGAUUAUCAGUAUUGGUACCUCAUUUAAAUUUUUUAACUAGACCUUUAGUUCAUGCAUUAAAUGGAUCACAAGAAUUAGUCAGUCAAGGAUUAAGAACUUUCGAAUUAUGUGUUGAUAAUUUAACAGCUGAAUAUUUCGAUCCUAUGAUUGAACCUGUGAUUGAUGAGAUCAUGGCUGCUUUAUGGAAACAUUUAGAACCGGUACCAUAUCAUCAUCAACAUUCUCAUACUGCCAUUAGAAUUUUAGGUAAAUUAGGUGGUAGAAAUCAUAAACAUUUCAAACCUUAUAAUAAAUUAAAAUCUCAAUCAGCUUUAGAUCAUGAAAUUAAAGCCCUUUUCCUGAUCCAUGGAUUAAAUGGUGAAAUCCCUGUUUCAAUUACUCCAGGAGUCGAAUCAGCUAUUAGUUUAUUAGAAGAUUCAAAGAUAAAAUCUCAUUAUAGAAUCAGUGCUUUCAAAUACUUAUCAUCAAUUUUCAAAUUAUUAAUUGAUACUUCUCCAUUACCUGAAGAUUUACCUGGUUAUAUCGCCAAAUGUGUUUCAAUCUUGAAAGACGAAAAACAAGAAGAUGCCAUUGAACUUGAAGAAAGUGAUACUAAAGAUUUAAAUAAAUUGAAUAUCCAACAAAAAUUAUUUAGUAGAUUACUUGAAGUGUUAUAUUUCUCAGUUUCCAUACCUGAAAUUAAAGAAGAAGCUAAUAAAUUGAUUGAUGGCAUAACCGUUCAUUUCACAUUAAAUUACUUAUGGGUUUCAGUUAUUGAUAAAGUAAAGAAAGAAAGACCUUUCUCAGUUGAAGAUAAAGAAGGUAAAGUUUAUAUCAAUGAAAAUGCUUAUUUGAAUGCAUUGAAUUAUGCAUUGAGUUUCUAUGAUGAAGCAGUCAGAAAUAAAGCUAUUGAUAGUAUAAAACUUGUUUAUUCAACUUCACUUGCAAUUUUUGGAUCAACUGAAGAUGUGUUGAUAUCACCAGUAUUCCGUUCAAUGUUUUAUAGAUUUACUCAUUGCUGUUUUAGUGAAUAUUAUUAUAAUAAAUUAGGAGGUAUCUUGGGACUCAAAUCAUUGGUUGAAGAUUGUUCAAUACCAAGUUCUUGGUUCACUAAACGUCAAUUUGAAUUAGUUCGUUCAGUAUUUUUUGUUACUAGAGAUACUCCUGAAGUUGCACCACUGGAAGUUCGUGAUGUUGCUAGUAAUUUAGUAUUGAAAAUCUUAAAAGAUUGUAAUAGUGAUUUAACUAAAGAUUCAUUAAUGGAGAAACCUUAUCAAAGUAUUGUUGGGGCUAUAGUUUAUGAUUUAGCCAGUUCAAAUUCUCAUGUUAGAGAAUUAUCCAAAUCUUCAUUAAAAGUUUUAUCAGAAACCACCAACAUCCCAAUUGCAACAAUUGUUGGUUCAUGUAAACAAUUAUUAUUGACUCCAAUUUUUGGUAAACCUUUAAGAGCAUUACCAUUCCCUAUGCAAAUUGGUAAUAUUGAUGCUAUAACUUAUUGUUUAGAUCUUGAAGAUACUUUCUUAACCUUCAAUGAAGAAUUAAACAGAUUAUUAUUAGAAGCUUUAGCUUUAGUUGAUGCUGAUGAUGAAUCUUUAGCUAAUGUUCAUCGAUUGAAUGAACACAGAACUUCAAAACAAUUGAUUGAAUUAAGAGUUGUUUGUAUCAAAUUAUUAUCAUUAGCUUUAACAAGACCUGACUUUUCUUUAGGUUCAUUAGCUGAAGCAAGAAUUAGAAUCUUGGGAGUGUUCUUCAAGGCUUUAUGUAAUAAAUCCACUGAUAUAAUUAAUGCAGCUCAUUUAGGUUUAAAAUCAAGUCUUUCAGAGAAUGCUAAAUUACCAAAAGAAUUACUUCAAAAUGGUUUAAGACCAAUGUUGAUGAAUUUAUCUGAUCAUAAGAAGUUAACAGUUUCUGGUUUGGAAGCUUUAGCUAAAUUAUUGGAAUUAUUGAUUUCUUAUUUCAGAGUUGAAAUUGGUAGGAAAUUAUUAGAUCAUUUAAUGGCAUGGGCCCAAAUCAAUACUUUACGUCAAAUGUCAAGUCAAGAUUUAGAUAAUAAUCAUACAGUUCAAAUUGUUAUAGCUAUAUUGAAUAUUUUCCAUCUUUUACCAGCAAAAGCUUAUACUUUCAUGGAGGAAAUCAUUAAUACUUUACAAUAUUUAGAAGGUCAUUUAGAUCGUCACCAAAAUUCACCUUUCAGAACCCCAGUAGCUAAAUUUUUGAAUAGAUUUUCAGAAAAUUCCGUUCAAUACUUCUUGGAGAAUUUCAAAAAUAGAAAAUUAGGUAAUAUGUUAGCAUAUUUCACUGGUUUGGAAGAAUGUAAAGAUUUAAGAGAUUUAAUCAAAACUAAAUUUGAUGAUAUAAUUCAAGAUAUUGAAGAUGAAACCGAUAAUGAAGUCAAGAUUACUAAGUUUGCUAAUGCCGUUGAUAUUAUUCAAUCAAUGAUGUUGGAUAGUGAAUGGUUUAAUGACCAAAAGGAGUUAAUUGUUAAACUUUUCAAUAUUUCAAGAAGUGUAGGAGAAUUUGGUGAUGCUUCAUCUUCACCAACAUAUUUCCAAUCUGAUCAAGCUAUUAAUAAGAUCCAAAUGAUUAUGAUCCAAUUCUUGAAGGAUAACCUGGAAGAAUAUGAUUUGGUAUUUGAUAUUAUCAAUGAAUUUACUAGUUCUAAUAAGAAAGUUCCAGAUAUUGCUGAAAAUUUCAUCUUUGAAAAUAUCGUAAGUUCAACAGAUGUUAAAUUCAGAGAACAAUAUUUAUCUAAAUGUUGUGAACAUAUCAUGAAACAAGAAUACAAUCUCAAAGCAAAGAUUUUUAUAUUGAAGAAAAUCUUCAAUUCAAUUAUUCUUUAUGAAGCUGAGAAGAAAGAUAAUAUUGACUGUUUCUUUAAAGGUAAGAAAUCUCCUAAAUGGUUAGAAAAUUUCUAUAAUGAUGUUUGGAAGUCAACUAAUGAUAUUAUAACUGGUCAUACUUCAGGUAAGCUUGAUAGUUAUAGAUUCCAAUUACUUGAAGCUACAGCUAUUUUACUUAAAUGGGGAUCGAAAUUCACCAGUGAAUAUAAAAAGGAUAUGAUCAAAUUUAGUUGGAAUUAUAUCAAAUUGGAAGAUAAUAUUACUAAACAAGUAGCUUAUGUCACUACAGCUUAUUUCAUUGCAGCUUAUGAAACUCCAAGUAAACUUGCUACUCAAGUAUUUGUUGCAUUACUUCGUACUCAUCAAAAUGAUUCAAGACAUUUGGUUAGACAAGCUUUGGAUAUUUUAGCCCCUGUAAUGCCUGAAAGAAUCAUUGAAGAUGAAUCUUCAUCUUUAGGUUGGUUAAAAUGGCCUCGUAGAGUUAUUUCUGAAGAUGGGUUUAAUGUUACUCAAGUUUUGAAUGUUUAUCAAUUCAUUGUUCAACAUCCAGAUAUUUUCUUUGUUGCCAGAGAACAUUUUAUUUCAAGUAUCAUUACAGCUAUGGGUAAAUUAACUAUUCUUGCUAACCCAGCAGUUGAAAAUCAAGUUCUUGCUAUUGAUUUGGCAGAAUUGAUUUUAAAAUGGGAAUCAAAAGCUAGAGAAUCAAUCGAUGAUACGUCAAAUAAUAGCGAUGACUUUACUACUUCACCAAAUUAUGAAAUACCUUUAGGUCAAAAGGAAGCUUGUGUUACUUUCUUAAUCAGAUACGUUUGUAUUAGUCCUCAAAGAGCUUCAGAAAGUGAAUUAGGUCAAAAGGCUUUAGGAAUCUUAUCUGACCUUUUGAAUCCUCAAUUAUGGAAUGAUGUUUCAUUCAAAUUGGAUUUCUUUGAAAAAUUCUUAUUAUCAAAUGAUUUGAAUUCUUCAAACUUAUUAGGUUAUUGUUUGAAUGCUUUAGAAGUUUUAGGUGUUGGAUUAGAAUGGCAAAGUUCUAAAUGGAUAUUAGAACAUCUUCCUGAAUUGAAUAAAUUACUUGAAAAAUGUAUCAAAUCAGAUAAUCAUGAUAUUCAAGAAGCUUUACAAAGAGUUUUAAGAACUAUUUUGAAAGCUGUUAAUGAUGAAAAGAAAUCUGAAGAGGAUGAAGAUGAUGAAGUUAAAGAUUUUAUCCAAUUAUUGGUUACUACAGUUUCUGAAGAUUUAAAUGAAAUGCCUUCAGUUGCUGCUGGUGUUACAUUAUCUUGGACUUUAGCUAACUACUGUCCAAACACUUUAGAUUCUCUUUUACCUACUAUUAUGAGAACUUUUAGUAAAUUAUGUAAAGAUCAUAUUACCAUAACUCAUCAAGGUUCACAAUCAAGUUCAAAGGAUAGUUCUAAUUCAGAAUUUGAAGCUAAAAUGACUACCAGAUUAUUAGAAAGAAUUUUGAAUUUAUCAUCAAUGAGAAUUUCUACUUUAGGUGAUCAAAGAAGAAUCUUUUUAUCAUUAUUGGCUCAAUUAAUUGAAAGAUCUUUAGAUAAAGAAACUUUGGAAAAGAUCAUUAAAAUUGUUAAAGGUUGGGUAUUUUCUAAAAAUGAUUUAUUCCCUACAACCAAAGAAAAAGCAGCUAUUCUUGCUAAAAUGAUGGUUUUCGAAAUUAGAGGUGAACCAACUCUUUCAAAAGAAUUUUAUCAAAUUAUCGUAGAUAUUUUUGAAGAUGAUGCUUUUAGUUGUUCAGAAUUAACUGUUCGUAUGGAACAACCUUUCUUGGUAGGUACCAGAUCAGCAGAUGUAUCAAUUCGUAGUAAGUUGAUGUCUUUAUUGAACAAGAGUCUUGAAAAAGAUAUCAAACAAAGAUUAUAUUAUGUUAUUAGAGAACAAAAUUGGGAAUAUUUAGCAGAUUAUCCUUGGUUAAAUCAAGCUUUACAAUUACUUUAUGGAGCUUUUGAUUUCGAUAAAAAAUUACAACUUGUUGAUGAUGAAGAUAAAUUACCCCCAGUAAGCUCAUUCCCAUUCACCAUUGAAAAUGAGAUGGAAGUUGAUGUUAGUGAUAGCUUACAAGAAGUUUUGGAUAAACAUAAGGAAUUUUUAUCGGAAAUAUCUGAAUUAAAAGCCAGUGCUAUAUUAGAACCAUUGAUUGAUAUGUUUUAUCAAAGUAGUGAAACUGUUCAUAAAGCUUGGUCAACUAUUUUCCCUAUAGCUUUUACAUCGAUUCCAAGAUCAGAACAUCUUGAUUUUACAAGAUUCUUGGUAGUCUUAUUGUCUAAAGAUUAUCAUCUUCGUCAAGUUGAUAGUAGACCUAAUGUUGUUCAAUCAUUGUUACAAAGUAUUUCUAAAUGUAAAGAAUUACAACUACCACCAUUUGCUGUUGAAGCUUUGGCAUCAAAUUUCAACGGAUGGGCUCAUGGUAUUCAUAUACUUGAAAAUAUUGAUGAAGCUUCAGUUAAUGGUAAUGCUGAAGUAAGAGAAAUUACUCAAGAUGCUUUAGCUAAAUUAUUUGCUACAUUAAAAGAAGAUGAUAUGUUUUAUGGAUUAUGGAGAAGAAGGGCCAAAUAUACUGAAACCAUAUCUGCUUUAUCAUUUGAACAAAUUGGUCUUUGGGAUAAAGCUCAACAAUUAUAUGAAGCGGCUCAAAUUAAAGCUAGAUCAGGUGCUUUACCUUACGGAGAAAGUGAAUAUGCUUUAUGGGAAGAUCAUUGGAUCUUAUGUACGGAAAAACUUCAACAAUGGGAUAUUCUUACCGAAUUAGCCAAACAUGAAGGAUUUUCUGAUCUUUUAUUAGAAUGUGGUUGGAGAGUUGCUGAUUGGAAUGCCGAUAGAGAAACUUUAGAACAAACUGUUAAAGGAGUUAUGGAUGUUCCAACUCCAAGAAGACAAGUGUUUGAAACUUUCUUAUGUUUACAAGGUUAUGGUCAAGAAAAGCAAACUUUACAAGAUCUUUCAAAAUUAUGUGAUGAAGGUAUUCAAUUAGCUUUAAGAAAAUGGCAUGGAUUACCUCCUAAAUUUAAUAAUGCUCAUAUUCCUUUAUUACAUACAUUCCAACAAUAUGUGGAAUUUAUGGAAGCUAGUCAAGUUUAUUCAAGUCUUGUUUCCACUAAUGCUCAAAAUCUUGAUGUUAAAUCUCAAGAUUUGAAACGUGUUUUACAAGUAUGGAGAGAAAGAUUACCUAAUACUUGGGAUGAUAUUAAUGUUUGGAAUGAUUUAAUGACUUGGCGUCAACAUGCUUUCCUGGUCAUUAAUGAAGUUUAUAUGCCUUUCAUUCCUAUCCUUCAACAAUCGAAUUCUGGAAGUAAUGCUAAUUCUUAUGCUUAUAGAGGAUUCCAUGAAAUUGCCUGGGUAAUUAAUAGAUUUGCUCAUGUAGCUAGAAAACAUGGAAUGUCAGAUGUUUGUAUAACUCAAUUAACUAAGAUUUAUCAACUUCCUAAUAUUGAAAUUCAAGAAGCUUUCUUAAAAUUGAAAGAACAGGUUAAAUGUUAUUACCAAAAUCCUCAGGAAUUGAACACCGGUUUGGAUGUUAUUAGUAAUACUAACUUGGUUUAUUUUGCUACUCAACAAAAGGCCGAAUUCUUUACUUUGAAAGGGAUGUUUUUGAAUAAGUUAAAUCAAAAAGAUGAAGCUAAUAAAGCUUUUGCUACAUCAGUUCAAAUUGAUCUUAAUUUACCAAAAGCUUGGGCUGAAUGGGGUCUGUUUAAUGACCGUCGUUUUAAAGAAAAUCCAAAUGAUAUGGUUUAUGCUAAUAAUGCCAUCAGUUGUUAUUUACAAGCUGCUGGUUUAUAUAAAAACGGCAAGACUAGAAAAUUACUCGCAAGAGUUCUUUGGCUUAUUAGUUUGGAUGAUAAUUCUGGUACUUUAACUCAAGCUUUUGAAAAUUUCAGAGGUGAAGUACCUGUUUGGUAUUGGAUUACAUUUAUUCCUCAAUUACUUUCUUCCUUAAGUAACAAAGAAGCUACUUUAGCAAGACAAGUAUUGAUUCGUAUUGCUAAGAGUUAUCCACAAGCUUUACAUUUCCAUCUUCGUACUACUAAAGAAGAUUUCGCUGCUAAACAAAGACAAUACAUGGAAAUGUCUAGACAAGGCAAACCCGAAGAUGGUAAGACUGAAGAUGCUAUCGAAGAAAAGGAAGAAAAGGAAGAUAAAGAAGACGCUAUGGAUGAAGAUAAAGAAGAAAAAGAACAAGAUGAAAAGGAAGAUAAAGAGGAUAAAGAAGAAUCCAAGGAUGAAAUUAAAGAUGGCAAUUCAGAAACCAAAGAUGAAAAAGUUAAUGGUACCAGCUCAGUACCUAUGGGGGCAAGGAAAUCUUGGGAACAUGUUGAUGAAAUUAUGGGUAUUUUGAAAACAGCUUAUCCACUUUUAGCUCUUUCAUUAGAAUCAUUAGUUGAUCAAAUUAAUCAACGUUUUAAAUGUACUGCCGAUGAAGAUGCUUAUAGAUUAAGUGUAGCUUUACUUAAUGAUGGAGUUCAAUAUCUUAAUAGACUUGGUAAUCCAAGAGAUGAUGCUAAAUUACCUCCUGUUACUGAAGCUAAUAUUACUAGAUUUGCUGAAACUGUUUUACCUAAACAAAUAAGAACAGAAUUUGAAAAGGAUCUUGUUCUUGGUAAACCUAAUCUUGAAACUUACAUUACCAAAUUACGUAAAUGGAGAGAUAGAUUAGAAGAUAAACUUGAUAGAAGAUUUGCUGAAAUCAAUUUAGAGAAUUUAUGUCCACAUUUAAGUGAAUUCCAUCAUCAAAAAUUCGAAGAAAUUGAAGUUCCUGGUCAAUAUCUUUUGAAUAAAGAUAAUAAUACUCAUUUCGUUAAGAUUGAAAGAUUCUUACCUACUAUUGAUUUAGUUAGAGGUACUAAUGCUUGUCAUAAACGUUUAAGAAUUAGAGGUCAUGAUGGUAGUGAACAUAUCUUUGCUGUGCAAUUCCCAGCUGCUCGUCAUUGUAGACGUGAAGAAUCCCUUUUCCAAUUAUUCCGUAUCUUUGGUGAUACUUUAUCAAGAAAAGUUGAAACCAGACGUCGUUACAUUCAAUUCACUUUACCAAUUGCUGUACCAUUAUCACCACAUAUUCGUAUCAUCAAUGAUGAUCCUGGUGAUAUUUCUCUUCAAAAAGUUUAUGAAGAUUAUUGUCGUCGUAAUGGUAAAAACCGUGAUGAACCUUUCAUCUAUACUAUUGAAAAAUUAAGAGCUGCUUUUGAUCCUCGUUUACCUAAACCUGAUAUCAUGAGUAUUAGAGUUGAAAUCUUAGGUGCUAUUCAAACCAUGUUAGUUCCUUCAAAUGUUUUGAAGAAUUAUUUCGUUGAAAAUUAUCCUAAAUUUGAAGAUUUCUGGUUAUUCCGUAAACAAUUUACUUCUCAAUAUGCUUCAUUUAUUUUCAGUACUUUCAUGAUGUGUGUUAAUACUAGACAACCUCAAAAAAUCCAUGUUAAUAAAAACAGUGGAACUGUUUGGACUUCAGAUAUGUUACCAUGUAAAGUUGCUAAUAAAUCUGGAGCUUUAGAAUCCAAUCAAAAUGGAAGACCUCAACCAUUAUUUUAUAAUGCUGAAUUAGUACCUUUCCGUCUUACUCCAAAUAUCCAAAAAUUAAUUGGUGAAGUUGGUAUGGAAGGUAUAUUAUCAGUUCAUGUUUUAGCUAUUGCUAGAGCUUUAACUGAACCUGAAUCUGACUUAGAACAAUAUUUGACAUUAUUUGUUCGUGAUGAAGUUGUAAGUUGGUGUAAACAACAAGAACCUCCAAGAACUCCUCAAGAUACUCAAUUGAAGGAAUUGGUUCGUGUUAAUGUAGAAAUAAUUAUUAGAAGAGUUAUGUCUAUUGGUCAUAUAUCUUCUGGCCCUACAGUGGCUACUCAAAAUGUAUUAGAACUUAUAUCUCAAGCUGUCAAUCCAAGAAAUUUGGCUGCUGCUGAUACUUUAUGGAUGGCAUACCUUUAG